AGGGAGCGCUCAGACAGCAGCCGUUUGACUCCUCAGAAGAGAAGCCCCAGUUCCCCGGAGCGUCAGCAGAGUUUAUUGAUCACCUGGAGUUCAUCCAACCUAACGUGAUCUCUGGGAUCCCCAUCUACAGGGUCAUGGACCGGGCCGGGAAGAUCAUUAACCCCACAGAGGACCCACAGGUAACAGUACACACAGUACUAGUUCAUACUACACAGGUCUUUAACCCCUCAGAUGACCCACAGUACUAGUUCAUACUACACAGGUCUUUAACCCCUCAGAUGACCCACAGUACUAGUUCAUACUACACAGGUCUUUAACCCCUCAGAUGACCCACAGUACUAGUUCAUACUACACAGGUCUUUAACCCCUCAGAUGACCCACAGUACUAGUUCAUACUACACAGGUCUUUAACCCCUCAGAUGACCCACAGUACUAGUUCAUACUACACAGGUCUUUAACCCCUCAGAUGACCCACAGUACUAGUUCAUACUACACAGGUCUUUAACCCCUCAGAUGACCCACAGUACUAGUUCAUACUACACAGGUCUUUAACCCCUCAGAUGACCCACAGUACUAGUUCAUACUACACAGGUCUUUAACCCCUCAGAUGACCCACAGUACUAGUUCAUACUACACAGGUCUUUAACCCAGUCUACUGCAGGUGUCAGUACAGUAUACUACAUAAUAUCCAAGGUGCACACAGUUAGAAUUAGAAUCCCUAUCUCUAUGACUACCACUCUGUAUUAUACAGCACCUUGUCCAUAGAAUUAGAAUCCCUAUCUCUAUGACUACCACUCUGUAUUAUACAGCACCUUGUCCACAGAAUUAGAAUCCCUAUCUCUAUGACUACCACUCUGUAUUAUACAGCACCUUGUCCACAGAAUUAGAAUCCCUAUCUCUAUGACUACCACUCUGUCUCCUGAGUGGCGCAGUGGUCUAAGGCACUGCAUCGCAGUGUUAACUGUGCCACUAGAGAUCCUGGUUCGAAUCCAAGGCUCUGUCGCAGCCGGCCGCGACCGGGGAGACUCAUGGGGGCGGCGCACAAUUGGCCCAGCGUCGUCCAGGGUAGGGGAGGGAAUGGCCGGCAGGGAUGUAGCUCAGUUGAUAGAGCAUGGCGUUUGCAACGCCAGGGUUGUGGGUUUGAUUCCCACGGGGGGCCAGUAUAAAAAAAAGAUGUAUUCACUAACUGUAAGUCGCUCUGGAUAAGAGCGUCUGCUAAAUGACUAAAAUGUAAAAUGUAAUGUAAAUGUAUUAUACAGCACCUUGUCCACAGAAUUAGAAUCCCUAUCUCUAUGACUACCACUCUGUAUUAUACAGCACCUUGUCCACAGAAUUAGAAUCCCUAUCUCUAUGACUACCACUCUGUGUUAUACAGCACCUUGUCCACAGAAUUAGAAUCCCUAUCUCUAUGACUACCACUCUGUAUUAUACAGCACCUUGUCCACAGAAUUAGAAUCCCUAUCUCUAUGACUACCACUCUGUAUUAUACAGCACCUUGUCCAUAGAAUUAGAAUCCCUAUCUCUAUGACUACCACUCUGUAUUAUACAGCACCUUGUCCAUAGAAUUAGAAUCCCUAUCUCUAUGACUACCACUCUGUAUUAUACAGCACCUUGUCCACAGAAUUAGAAUCCCUAUCUCUAUGACUACCCACUCUGUAUUAUACAGCACCUUGUCCAUAGAAUUAGAAUCCCUAUCUCUAUGACUACCACUCUGUAUUAUACAGCACCUUGUCCAUAGAAUUAGAAUCCCUAUCUCUAUGACUACCACUCUGUAUUAUACCGCACCUUGUCACAGAAUUAGAAUCCCUAUCUCUAUGACUACCACUCUGUUAUUAUACAAGCACCUUGUCCUACAAUUAGAUUAUACAGCACCUUGUCCAUAGAAUUAGAAUCCCUAUCUCUAUGACUACCACUCUGUAUUAUACAGCACCUUGUCCACAGAAUUAGAAUCCCUAUCUCUAUGACUACCACUCUGUAUUAUACAGCACCUUGUCCACAGAAUUAGAAUCCCUAUCUCUAUGGACUACCACUCUGUAUUAUACAGCACCUUGUCCACAGAAUUAGAAUCCCUAUCUCUAGACUACCACUCUGUAUUAUACAGCACCUUGUCCACAGAAUUAGAAUCCCUAUCUCUAUGACUACCACUCUGUAUAUACAGCACCUUGUCCACAGAAUUAGAAUCCCUAUCUCUAGGACUACCACUCUGUAUUAUACAGCACCUUGUCCACAGAAUUAGAAUCCCUAUCUCUAUGACUACCACUCUGUAUUAUACAGCACCUUGUCCACAGAAUUAGAAUCCCUAUCUCUAUGACUACCACUCUGUAUUAUACAGCACCUUGUCCACAGAAUUAGAAUCCCUAUCUCUAUGACUACCACUCUGUAUUAUACAGCACCUUGUCCACAGAAUUAGAAUCCCUAUCUCUAUGACUACCACUCUGUAUUAUACAGCACCUUGUCCACAGAAUUAGAAUCCCUACACUCUGUAUUAUACAGCACCUUGUCCACAGAAUUAGAUCCCUAUCCUAUGACUACCACUCUGUAUUAUACAGCACCUUGUCCACAGAAUUAGAAUCCCUAUCUCUAUGACUACCACUCUGUAUUAUACAGCACCUUGUCCAUAGAAUUAGAAUCCCUAUCUCUAUGACUACCACUCUGUAUUAUACAGCACCUUGUCCAUAGAAUUAGAAUCCCUAUCUCUAUGACUAACCACUCUGUAUUAUACAGCACCUUGUCCACAGAAUUAGAAUCCCCUAUCUCUAUGACUACCACUCUGUAUUAUACAGCACCUUGUCCACAGAAUUAGAAUCCCUAUCUCUAUGACUACCACUCUGUAUUAUACAGCACCUUGUCCACAGAAUUAGAAUCCCUAUCUCUAUGACUACCACUCUGUAUUAUACAGCACCUUGUCCACAGAAUUAGAAUCCCUAUCUCUAUGACUACCACUCUGUAUUAUACAGCACCUUGUCCACAGAAUUAGAAUCCCUAUCUCUAGGACUACCACUCUGUAUUAUAUAGCACCUUGUCCACAGAAUUAGAAUCCCUAUCUCUAGGACUACCACUCUGUAUUAUACAGCACCUUGUCCAUAGAAUUAGAAUCCCUAUCUCUAUGACUACCACUCUGUAUUAUACAGCACCUUGUCCAUAGAAUUAGAAUCCCUAUCUCUAUGACUACCACUCUGUAUUAUACAGCACCUUGUCCACAGAAUUAGAAUCCCUAUCUCUAUGACUACCACUCUGUAUUAUACAGCACCUUGUCCAUAUAAUUAGAAUCCCUAUCUCUAUGACUACCACUCUGUAUUAUACAGCACCUUGUCCACAGAAUUAGAAUCCCUAUCUCUAUGACUACCACUCUGUAUUAUACAGCACCUUGUCCACAGAAUUAGAAUCCCUAUCUCUAUGACUACCACUCUGUAUUAUACAGCACCUUGUCCAUAUAAUUAGAAUCCCUAUCUCUAUGACUACCACUCUGUAUUAUACAGCACCUUGUCCACAGAAUUAGAAUCCCUAUCUCUAUGACUACCACUCUGUAUUAUACAGCACCUUGUCCACAGAAUUAGAAUCCCUAUCUCUAUGACUACCACUCUGUAUUAUACAGCACCUUGUCCAUAUAAUUAGAAUCCCUAUCUCUAUGACUACCACUCUGUAUUAUACAGCACCUUGUCCACAGAAUUAGAAUCCCUAUCUCUAUGACUACCACUCUGUAUUAUACAGCACCUUGUCCACAGAAUUAGAAUCCCUAUCUCUAUGACUACCACUCUGUAUUAUACAGCACCUUGUCCACAGAAUUAGAAUCCCUAUCUCUAUGACUGCCCUCCCUGGCUGAUUGGCUGAUUUAUGUUUGCCCUUCCUUCCUCCCCCCAGCUCUCCAAGGAGACAGUGUUGAACUUCUACCAGAAGAUGACCCUUCUGAACACCAUGGACCGGAUCCUCUAUGAAUCUCAGAGGCAGGUGAGAGAGAGCUACCACAUGGGUCUGUGGUGAGGGCUGCAUUCCAAAGGGCACCCUAUUCCCUAUAGGGCAGUACUUUUGACCAGGGCCCAUUUGGUACCCUUCCCUGGUCUUUCUAUUGAUCAUGGACAUGGCUGUGUUUGACAGUGUGUCAGUAGAGAUCAAUGUGACAGGACUCUAAUGAUGUCUGUUGCAGGGUCGUACUACCCUAGACAGGACUCUAAUGAUGUGUGUUGUAGGGUCGUAUUACCCUAGACAGGACUCUAAUGAUGUCUGUUUUGCAGGGUCGUAUUACCCUAGACAGGACUCUAAUGAUGUCUGUUGCAGGGUCGUACUACCCUAGACAGGACUCUAAUGAUGUGGGUUUCAGGGUCGUAUUACCCUAGACAGGACUCUAAUGAUGUGGGUUGCAGGGUCGUAUUACCCUAGACAGGACUCUAAUGAUGUGUGUUGUAGGGUCGUAUUACCCUAGACAGGACUCUAAUGAUGUCUGUUUUGCAGGGUCGUAUUACCCUAGACAGGACUCUAAUGAUGUGUGUUUUGCAGGGUCGUAUUACCCUAGACAGGACUCUAAUGAUGUCUGUUCUGCAGGGUCGUAUUACCCUAGACAGGACUCUAAUGAUGUGUGUUGUAGGGUCGUAUUACCCUAGACAGGACUCUAAUGAUGUCUGUUUUGCAGGGUCGUAUUACCCUAGACAGGACUCUAAUGAUGUGUGUUUUGCAGGGUCGUAUUACCCUAGACAGGACUCUAAUGAUGUCUGUUCUGCAGGGUCGUAUUACCCUAGACAGGACUCUAAUGAUGUGUGUUGUAGGGUCGUAUUACCCUAGACAGGACUCUAAUGAUGUGGGUUGUAGGGUCGUAUUACCCUAGACAGGACUCUAAUGAUGUGUGUUGCAGGGUCGUAUUACCCUAGACAGGACUCUAAUGAUGUGGGUUUCAGGGUCGUAUUACCCUAGACAGGACUCUAAUGAUGUGUGUUGUAGGGUCGUAUUACCCUAGACAGGACUCUAAUGAUGUGUGUUGCAGGGUCGUAUUACCCUAGACAGGACUCUAAUGAUGUCUGUUGCAGGGUCGUAUUACCCUAGACAGGACUCUAAUGAUGUGUGUUGUAGGGUCGUAUUACCCUAGACAGGACUCUAAUGAUGUGGGUUGUAGGGUGGUAUUACCCUAGACAGGACUCUAAUGAUGUGUGUUGUAGGGUCGUAUUACCCUAGACAGGACUCUAAUGAUGUGUGUUGCAGGGUCGUAUUACCCUAGACAGGACUCUAAUGAUGUGUGUUUUGCAGGGUCGUAUUACCCUAGACAGGACUCUAAUGAUGUGUGUUGCAGGGUCGUAUUACCCUAGACAGGACUCUAAUGAUGUGUGUUUUGCAGGGUCGUAUUACCCUAGACAGGACUCUAAUGAUGUGUGUGUUACAGGGUCGUAUUACCCUAGACAGGACUCUAAUGAUGUGUGUUUUUGCAGGGUCGUAUUACCCUAGACAGGACUCUAAUGAUGUGUGUUUUGCAGGGUCGUAUACCCUAGACAGGACUCUAAUGAUGUGUGUUUUGCAGGGUCGUAUUACCCUAGACAGGACUCUAAUGAUGUGUGUUUGCAGGGUCGUAUUACCCUAGACAGGACUCUAAUGAUGUGUGUUUUGCAGGGUCGUAUUACCCUAGACAGGACUCUAAUGAUGUGUGUUUUGCAGGGUCGUAUUACCCUAGACAGGACUCUAAUGAUGUGUGUUUUGCAGGGUCGUAUUACCCUAGACAGGACUCUAAUGAUGUGUGUUUUGCAGGGUCGUAUUACCCUAGACAGGACUCUAAUGAUGUGUGUUUUGCAGGGUCGUACUACCCUAGACAGGACUCUAAUGAUGUGUGUUGUAGGGUCGUACUACCCUAGACAGGACUCUAAUGAUGUGUGUUUUGCAGGGUCGUAUUACCCUAGACAGGACUCUAAUGAUGUGUGUUUUGCAGGGUCGUAUUACCCUAGACAGGACUCUAAUGAUGUGUGUUUUGCAGGGUCGUAUUACCCUAGACAGGACUCUAAUGAUGUGUGUUUUGCAGGGUCGUAUUACCCUAGACAGGACUCUAAUGAUGUGGGUUUUGCAGGGUCGUAUUACCCUAGACAGGACUCUAAUGAUGUGUGUUUUGCAGGGUCGUAUAUCCUUCUAUAUGACUAACUAUGGGGAGGAGGGAACACACAUCGGCAGCGCUGCAGCUCUCGACCCAAGGGACUUGGUGUUUGGCCAGUACAGGGAAGCAGGUAAGGAUCCAAUAGGGUUCAGUGAGAGGAUUAACUGUUGACAUCUCACCACUGUUUUAAGGAUACUCCAAGUCGAUAUUCAUGUAAUAACGAGGAAUUCCCCUCGACCACGCCCACAAAUUGGUUGAAAACAAACUUUCUUUCACAUUGACCCCUAGUGUAAAAGAGACAACUUCAGAAAUAACUAAACAUGCCGAAAAGCUGCUGUGUGUAACUAGGUCAAAAAUCCCGACCAGUGGUUCGCAAUGCUCCCACGUAGCGAAAUAGAGCCUGGGGGAAGAGCCCUGUGGCUUCAGGCUAUGCUGAGUGGGAAAUAGAGCCUGGGGGAAGAGCCCUGUGGCUUCAGGCUAUGCUGAGUGGGAAAUAGAGCCUGGGGGGAAGAGCCUUGUGGCUUCAGGCUACGCUGAGUGGGAAAUAGAGCCUGGGGGAAGAGCCCUGUGCCUUCAGGCUAUGCUGAGUGGGAAAUAGAGCCUGGGGGAAGAGCCCUGUGGCUUCAGGCUAUGCUGAGUGGGAAAUAGAGCCUGGGGGAAGAGCCUUGUGGCUUCAGGCUAUGCUGAGUGGGAAAUAGAGCCUGGGGGAAGAGCCUUGUGGCUUCAGGCUAUGCUGAGUGAGAAAUAGAGCCUGGGGAAGAGCCCUGUGGCUUCAGGCUAUGCUGAGUGGGAAAUAGAGCCUGGGGGAAGAGCCUUGUGGCUUCAGGCUAUGCUGAGUGGGAAAUAGAGCCUGGGGGAAGAGCCCUGUGGCUUCAGGCUAUGCUGAGUGGGAAAUAGAGCCUGGGGGAAGAGCCUUGUGGCUUCAGGCUACGCUGAGUGGGAAAUAGAGCCUGGGGGAAGAGCCCUGUGGCUUCAGGCUACGCUGAGUGGGAAAUAGAGCCUGGGGGAAGAGCCUUGUGGCUUCAGGCUACGCUGAGUGGGAAAUAGAGCCUGGGGGAAGAGCCCUGUGGCUUCAGGCUAUGCUGAGUGGGAAAUAGAGCCUGGGGGAAGAGCCUUGUGGCUUCAGGCUAUGCUGAGUGGGAAAUAGAGCCUGGGGGAAGAGCCCUGUGGCUUCAGGCUAUGCUGAGUGGGAAAUAGAGCCUGGGGGAAGAGCCCUGUGGCUUCAGGCUACGCUGAGUGGGAAAUAGAGCCUGGGGGAAGAGCCUUGUGGCUUCAGGCUACGCUGAGUGGGAAAUAGAGCCUGGGGGAAGAGCCCUGUGGCUUCAGGCUAUGCUGAGUGGGAAAUUGUGGGGACCCGGUGUCCAAGUAGGUUACAUGUAACUGUAGCUCUAUGUGUGGAAAACAUUUCAUCACAGGUAAGACGUUUAACUUGUUUAGUAGAGUCUGUUUGUAACCCCACUCACUACUUGUAGCUCUAUAGUCUGUUUGUAACUCCACUCACUACUUGUAGCUGUAUAGUCUGUUUGUAACUCCACUCACUACUUGUAGCUCUAUAGUCUGUUUGUAACUCCACUCACUACUUGUAGCUGUAUAGUCUGUUUGUAACUCCACUCACUACUUGUAGCUGUAUAGUCUGUUUGUAACUCCACUCACUACUUGUAGCUCUAUAGUCUGUUUGUAACUCCACUCACUACUUGUAGCUGUAGAGUCUGUAACUCCACUCACUACUUGUAGCUGUAUAGUCUGUUUGUAACUCCACUCACUACUUGUAGCUCUAUAGUCUGUUUGUAACUCCACUCACUACUUGUAGCUCUAUAGUCUGUUUGUAACUCCACUCACUACUUGUAGCUUAGUCUGUUUGUAACUCACUCACUACUUGUAGCUGUAUAGUCUGUUUGUAACUCCACUCACUACUUGUAGCUGUAUAGUCUGUUUGUAACUCCACCACUACUUGUAGCUGCUAUAGUCUGUUUGUAACUCCACUCACUACUUGUAGCUGUAUACGGUUUGUACUCCCUCCUUGUAGCUAACUUCCACUCACUACUUGUAGCUGUAUAGUCUGUUUGUAACUCCACUCACUACUUGUAGCUCUAUAGUCUGUUUGUAACUCCACUCACUACUUGUAGCUGUAAGUCUGUUUGUAACUCCACUCACUACUUGUAGCUGUAUAGUCUGUUUUGUAACUCCACUCACUACUUGUAGCUGUAUAGUCCUGUUUGUAAACUCCACUCACUACUUGUUGCUGUAUAGUCUGUUUGUAACUCCACUCACUACUUGUAGCUGUAUAGUCCUGUUUGUAACUCCACUCACUACUUGUAGCUGUAUAGUCUGUUUGUAACUCCACUCACUACUUGUAGCUGUAUAGUCUGUUUGUAACUCCACUCACUACUUGUAGCUGUAUAGUCUGUUUGUAACUCCACUCACUACUUGUAGCUGUAGAGUCUGUAACUCCACUCACUACUUGUAGCUGUAUAGUCUGUUUGUAACUCCACUCACUACUUGUAGCUCUAUAGUCUGUUUGUAACUCCACUCACUACUUGUAGCUGUAUAGUCUGUUUGUAACCCCACUCACUACUUGUAGCUCUAUAGUCUGUUUGUAACUCCACUCACUACUUGUAGCUGUAGAGUCUGUUUGUAACUCCAUUCACUACUUGUAGCUGUAUAGUCUGUUUGUUUGUGUUGUUGGUCUUGACUAGCUUAAUGUUCCAGUCGGUAGCUAACUAGCGCUCACUCACAUGGCUGCUAGCGGCGUCAUGAAAAGGGGCCUGAGGGAGGCUCUACAAUAUUAUGCUUUGAGUAGUGGGAACCUCGGGAGUCAUCUUUAGACAUGUACUUUUCUUAAAUCUAGUUUUGUAAUUGACUAAAACAAGCAGACAACAACAAAAAAAUGUUUUAAAAAGUCACGUUUUUUUGCUGUGAGCCAAUGGGGUAACCACAUGUUGUUUUCCCCACAGGCGGGCGGAGCCGCGACGUUCUAAAACCGACUGGGAGUAUUCAAUGGGGUUCAGUGAGAGGAAGAACUGUUACACUGUUCCGCCUCACUGAUUGGACUGUCAUUUGAUACAGCUUUGCUUCAAAGCGGAGUGAAACACUGACGAAACUAAAUCAUGGAUUAACUGUUAUUGUAAAUAAUGCAUUAACUCAGCCAAUAACAAACCAUUCAUUAGAGCACACCGUGGCAAAUAGUUUUGCAACGGAAAACAAAAACAAGUGUUUCUUAUUGGACAAGUGCAGGUAACCCCUCCCUGUUUCAGCCCUUUUUAAUACCGUUUGGAGCCUAGUGAAUACGACCAUGUCAUCCAUGAUGUGUCAAACCUAGUGAAUACGACCAUGUCAUCCAUGAUGUGUCAAACUAUUCACAAACAGACAGUGCUAAUUAAGCUUCUAAAUAAUACAUUGACUCUCAUUCAGUGUUUAACAACCCUCUGUGUCCUGUAGGGUUAGGGUUAACAGCCCUCUGUGUCCUGAAGGGUUAGGGUUAACAGCCCUCUGUGUCCUGUAGGGUUAGGGUUAACAGCCCUCUGUGUCCGGUAGGGUUAGGGUUAACAGCCCUCUGUGUCCGGUAGGGUUAGGGUUAACAGCCCUCUGUGUCCUGUAGGGUUAGGGUUAACAGCCCUCUGUGUCCUGUAGGGUUUAGGGUUAACAGCCCUCUGUGUCCGGUAGGGUUAGGGUUAACAGCCCUCUGUGUCCUGUAGGGUUAGGGUUAACAGCCCUCUGUGUCCGGUAGGGUUAGGGUUAACAGCCCUCUGUGUCCUGUAGGGUUAGGGUUAACAGCCCUCUGUGUCCUGUAGGGUUAGGGUUAACAGCCCUCUGUGUCCUGUAGGGUUAGGGUUAACAGCCCUCUGUGUCCUGUAGGGUUAGGGUUAACAGCCCUCUGUGUCCUGUAGGGUUAGGGUUAACAGCCCUCUGUGUCCUGUAGGGUUAGGGUUAACAGCCCUCUGUGUCCUGUAGGGUUAGGGUUAACAGCCCUCUGUGUCCGGUAGGGUUAGGGUUAACAGCCCUCUGUGUCCGGUAGGGUUAGGGUUAACAGCCCUCUGUGUCCGGUAGGGUUAGGGUUAACAGCCCUCUGUGUCCGGUAGGGUUAGGGUUAACAGCCCUCUGUGUCCGGUAGGGUUAGGGUUAACAGCCCUCUGUGUCCGGUAGGGUUAGGGUUAACAGCCCUCUGUGUCCUGUAGGGUUAGGGUUAACAGCCCUCUGUGUCCGGUAGGGUUAGGGUUAACAGCCCUCUGUGUUUCUGUCCGGUAGGCGUGCUGAUGUACCGUGGUUUCCCCCUGGACCUGUUCAUGGCACAGUGCUAUGCCAACGUUGACGACCUGGGCAAGGGUCGCCAGAUGCCCGUCCACUACGGCAGCAAAGACCUCAACUUCGUCACCAUCUCCUCUCCUCUGGCCACCCAGAUCCCACAGGGUGAGCCCCUGCCCCUGUCUCAGGCUAAAUAUCUAGGGCUAGGAGUCUCUCCUGUCCUGACCAUGGUUGGGGUUAACUCCAUUUCAAUUCCAGUCAAUUCAGAAUGUAAACCAAAUUCCAAUUCCAAAUGUUCCUAAUUGAAAAGCAGUGAAGAGAAUUGGAAUCUCGGGUCUUCCUGAGUUGAAACAGAGUUAACCCCAACGCUGCUCCUGACCAUGUGACCUGGCUAGGAAACACUCCGGGCCCUAUUUAGCUACUGGUUAUAUCUGGGCUCAGAGUUUGUUCAUGGUCAGGUUCCAGUUUUUUUCAGUCCACUUCACUUUACUGGCCAUUAUUCAGGCACUUCUUAAACUCUUGAGUUAAAAGACUAUCAACAUUUAUAGACUACACUGGCAUAGAUUAUACAUCUGGGACCUUGUAGUCCUUACUCUUGUGUACUAACCCCUACCUUUCUGCAUGUACUAACCCCUACCUUUCUGCAGUGGUGGAACAAGUACUCAAUUGUCAUACUUGAGUAUACCUUAAUAGAAAAUGUCACCCAGUAAAAUACUACAUGAGUAAAAGUCUAAAAGUAUUUGGUUUUAAAUAUACUUCAGAAUCAAAAGUAAAAGUAAAAAUCAUUUCACAUUCCUUAUAUUAAGCAAACCAGAAGGCGCCAUUUUCUUGUUUUUAUUUACGGAUAGCCAGGGGCACACUCCAACACUCAGACAUAAUUUACAAAUGAAGCAUUUGUGUUUAGAGAGUCUGCCCGAUUAGAGGUAGUAGGGAUGACCAGGGAUGACCAGGGAUGACCAGGGAUGACCAGGGAUGACUCUCUGUAUAUACUAACUUGACUAACCCCUACUCUGUUACUAACCCUACCCUGACUACCCUACCCCUCUUGUAUAACCUACCUUGUGUACUAACCCCUACCUCGGUACUAACCCCUACCUCUUGUACUAACCUACUCUGUGUACUAACCCCUACCUCUGUGUACUAACCCCUACCUCUGUGUACUAACCCUACCUCUGUGUACUAACCCCUACCCCUCUGUGUACUAACCCCUACCCUCUGUGUACUAACCCCUACCUCUGUGUACUAACCCCUACCCUCUGUGUACUAACCCCUACCCCUCUGUGUACUAACCCCUACCUCUGUGUACUACCCCUACCUCUGUGUACUAACCCCUACCUCUGUGUACUAACCCCUACCCCUCUGUGUACUAACCCCUACCCCUGUGUACUAACCCCUACCCUGUGUACUAACCCCUACCUCUGUGUACUAACCCCUACCCCUGUGUACACCCCUACCCUGUGUACUAACCCUACCCUGUGGUACUACCCCUACCCCUGUGUACUAACCCCUACGUCUCUGUGUACUAACCCCUACCUCUGUGUGUACUAACCCCUACCUCUGUGUACUAACCCCUACCCCUGUGUACUAACCCCUACUCUCUGUGUACUAACCCCUACCCCUGUGUUACUAACCCCUACCUCUGUGUACUAACCCCUACCUCUGUGUACUAACCCCUACGUCUCUGUGUACUAACCCCUACCCCUGUGUACUAACCCCUACCUCUGUGUACUAACCCCUACCCCUGUGUACUAACCCCUACCUAUCUCUAUACUAGCGGCGGGGGCAGCCUAUGCAGUGAAGAGAGAGAACACCAACCGUGCUGUGAUCUGUUACUUCGGAGAGGGCGCGGCCAGCGAGGGCGACGCUCACGCCGGGUUCAACUUCUCUGCCACCCUGGAGUGCCCGCUCAUCUUCUUCUGCCGUAACAACGGCUACGCCAUCUCCACGCCGACCAACGAGCAGUACCGGGGGGACGGCAUCGGUAAGACAGGCAGCGUGUUGUUCUGUUUGUUUGGGUUUCCCAUCACCUUGUUACAGGACUAAAACAACAGCUAGUCUUCCUGAGGUCCAGUACAAAACAACCACGUACACAGAAAUAACGACAGAGACUCAUUUGGAAAAGAUCCCCAAUGUCUGAAAUAAGGUUUUACUUGUGAUAUGUGGUUGUCUUAUUGUAAGUGGCUCUGGAUAAGAGCGUCUGCUAAAUUACUCCUCUAAAUGCUAGCAAGACAACAAGGAGAAAGACUUACUGUUUGUGUAUGAUUCUCUUUCCAGUUAUGAGGAUCUGUGUGUCGUGUUAUGUACAGUGAACAAACAAUGUGUUUAUUCUCUUCCCAGCCGCCCGCGGUCCAGGCUACGGUAUGAUGUCUAUCAGAGUGGACGGUAACGACGUGUUCGCUGUGUACAAUGCUACCAAGGAAGCUCGCCGCAGGGCUGUGGCCGAGAACCAGCCCUUCCUCAUUGAGGCCAUGACCUACAGGUACAUUACCUAUCAGACUGGGCCACGUUCAGUUGCCAAACGUUGUUGAAUGUUGCAGAUAGAAAUGGUAUGAAUAGAGCCAACGUGACUCCUUGUUCUACAUAUAUAUUUCUAUCUGAACGCACCCAAGGAGUUCAGAGGAUUUAUUUACAUUGUCCUUCAAGAUGACACCUCUGUUGGUUGUCUCGUGGCAUGAAUUAUUAACAAGAGGUUGAAUCAAAACCAUAGUUUAAGAGCAUUCUAAGACCAGAGGCACCCCGCAUUAUAUAAUACUGGGGGAAACAUUUACCUGACCUAAACUUCCACUGACGUUCUCCUCCGUCCCAUCCCUCAGGAUUGGUCACCACAGCACCAGCGACGACAGCUCGGCCUACCGCUCCGUAGAUGAGGUGAACUACUGGGACAAGCAGGACCACCCCAUCUCCCGGCUGCGCCACUACAUGACGGCCCGCUCCUGGUGGUCCGAGGAAGAUGAGAGGAGCUGGAGGAAGCAGAGCCGUAAGAUGGUGAUGGAGGCGUUUGAGAAGGCCGAGAAGAGGCACAAGCCCCACCCUGACCUGAUGUUCUCUGAUGUGUAUGAAGAGAUGACCCCUAACCUGGUCAAGCAGAAGGAGGCCAUGUGGAGACACGUCCAGCAGUACAAAGAGCACUAUCCCCUGGACGCCUACGCCAAGUAAACACCUCCACCACCACCACAGGGGGGGAUACUACAAAGCAGGAUCAAUGAGUUAGCCAGCUAACUUUGAUGAGCAACUAGAAAUCACUUUUUUAUUUUCUGGUUUAUUAAAAAAAGCUAAACUUUGGGUAUUUGUUUUUUGUUUGUUGAAUCAAUUAGAUCAUGCCCAUUUCAAGCUUAUCUUUCUAAAAAAAUAUAUAUAAAAAAUGUAUCAGAAUAUUUAGGCCCGCUUUGUAUUCUACUGUAUAGAGUUAUAGUUCUGAUGUUCUGACCAGGCUGCAAUUCUACUGCUUUCUGCAGAGUAGUGGGAGGGAGGAGGAAGGAGGAAAAUGUUCAUUGUUUUGUUCCGCCUGUCCAUCAACCACUAUGGGCCUCUGGUUUUCGUGCCUUGAAUGAAUGAGAGAGUCUGACGCAGUUUUCCCCACCCGUGAACUGUGUUAAACAGGAUGAUCAAGAUUUUCCUGCUCGCUCAACAAGUCACGAGUCACCAGCAUUUAUCAGUCUACAGGAGUCUUGCCGGUGAGCAAAAGGCAUUUUUGCACACUGGUUAGUAGUACCUGAGAUUAUCAGUACGUAUUGCAUCUGUAUCUGAGUGAAGCAUGCUGUGGGAACCAUCUAUCUACCCAUCUCAUCCCCUAUACCAGUGGUGUUCUCAUGCUGUACCUUUUAUGUUUCACCCAUUUCCUUUAAAAUCCUCCUUUCUGUGCGACGGUUAUUACGCAAUACUGUAGACUGCCACUCUCCUCUUGAUAUGGAUAGUUUUCUAGCUGUUGGUACUGGGUCUAUGGCUGAGGUGUAUUUUAAAGUAGACGCCCCAAAAUGUGGGUGUACAGGUUUGUGUGCUGUCACUGAAUAAACGUCUAGAACACAGAUGACUGAUCAUUUGAGGGAACAGAACACGGAGCCUGUCACUAAUACUGUUUGUAAUGUUCUGAGUUUUGUUGAUUCCAACAUGUCUAAAAAAUAAAAAGAUGCUGUGGAGACAAAGUUGUUUGACAUGAAUGGAGGUGCUGUAUAGUAUACCACCGUACAAAACCAACCAUAAACCUCAAUCUGGCAUGAUUGAGGUUAAUGCGUGAU
This is a messenger RNA of Coregonus sp. 'balchen', 14541 nucleotides long. NCBI's taxonomy places the organism in Eukaryota, Metazoa, Chordata, Actinopteri, Salmoniformes, Salmonidae. The record is from the annotation of a GenBank genome assembly.